Molecule: messenger RNA, 1336 nt
Organism: Protobothrops mucrosquamatus (brown spotted pit viper)
Lineage: Eukaryota; Metazoa; Chordata; Lepidosauria; Squamata; Viperidae
Gene: YBX1
Product: Y-box binding protein 1
Biological process (GO): regulation of gene expression
Cellular component (GO): nucleus
Molecular function (GO): nucleic acid binding
Source: RefSeq, a predicted model, not a curated record
AUGCCAAGCCCAGCAACGGCGGCAACAGCAGCGGCGGCGGAGGCGGCGGCGGCAACGGAACCAACGGCGGCCUGGGCAUGGCGGCGCCCCCGCCGGCGGGGACAAGAAGGUCAUCGCAACGAAGGUUUUGGGGACAGUGAAAUGGUUAACGUAAGGAACGGCUAUGGCUUCAUCAACAGGAAUGACACCAAGGAAGAUGUGUUUGUCCACCAGACUGCUAUCAAGAAGAAUAACCCCAGGAAAUACCUUCGCAGUGUAGGAGAUGGAGAAACUGUGGAGUUUGACGUGGUUGAAGGUGAAAAGGGAGCAGAGGCAGCCAAUGUUACAGGUCCGGGCGGCGUUCCUGUGCAAGGCAGCAAAUACGCAGCAGACCGUAACCAGUACAGACGAUAUCCUCGGCGCAGAGGCCCUCCGCGCAACUACCCACAGAAUUACCAAAACAGUGAAAGUGGGGAAAAGAAUGAGGGGUCAGAGAACUUGCAGGAAGGGCAGUCCCAACAGCGCCGCCCCUACCGCAGGAGGCGGUACCCCCCUUACUACAUGCGUCGGCCCUACGGCCGGCGGCCACAGUACUCCAAUGCCCCUGUGCAAGGAGACCUAGUUGAGGGCGCCGACAACCAGGGUGCAGGGGAGCAAGGCAGGCCUGUCAGGCAGAACCUGUAUCGGGGUUACAGACCGCGCUAUCGCAGGGGCCCUCCUCGCCAACGGCAGCCCAGGGAGGAAGGCAACGAAGAAGACAAAGAGAACCAAGCAGAUGAGGUCCAGGGCCAGCAGCCACCUCAGCGUCGGUACCGUCGCAACUUCAACUACCGGCGCAGACGCCCAGAGAACCCUAAACCACAAGAUGGCAAAGAGACCAAGGCAGCCGAACCAUCAGCUGAGAACACGUCCGCUCCCGAGGCCGAGCAGGCGGGGCUGAGUAAACGCCGGCUUACCAUCUCUACCAUCAUCCGGUUUAGUCAUCAAAGAAGAGAGAAUCUGAAAUAAGCAGAAUCUGAAAUUCCAGCAAUAAGAAAUGAACAGAAGACUUGGAACUGAAGACCUUAAGUGCUUGCUUUUUGCUGUUGACCAGAUAACUCGAACUCUCUGCAUUAUCUAUGCAGCACGGGAUUUUUAUUAUUUUUACCUAUAAAGCAGUCUCCUCCUUUUGGGAGCGACAAACAUGUUUUUUAAAAGGCCUGUUUUUUCUCAAUACACCUUUAAAGGUUUUUAAAUUGUUUCAUAUAUCUGGUCAAGUUGGGAUUUUUAAGAACCUCAUUUUUAAUUUGUAUGAAAUACACCUGAUUUUUUCACGUCAAACUGCAAGCAUCUCUUAAAUAAAGGUCUUAAGAAUUGC